Molecule: messenger RNA, 1347 nt
Organism: Lathyrus sativus (Indian pea)
Lineage: Eukaryota; Viridiplantae; Streptophyta; Magnoliopsida; Fabales; Fabaceae
Source: the annotation of a GenBank genome assembly
AUGUCUGUUUCAUUUUUUCCUCUUAAAUGGGAGGCCACUGGGAACCAAUGGUGGUAUGCAUCCCCCAUAGACUGUGCUGCUGCUAAUGCUCACUAUCAUUUGGUUCGUGAGAUGCUUAAAUUCGACAACAACCACCUUUUCAACCUCACUUCGUUGCGUCGGAUCCGUCGUCUCGAACUUGUUUGGGACGACGACCGUGAACAAUUCAAGGAUGUUGCGAAGUGCCGUUCCGAGGUGGCACGGAAGCUUUUUCUUGAGUGUGAGUCCAAGAAAGGGAAGAAGAAAGAGAACUCUCUCAUCCGUGCUGGCUAUGGUGGAUGGCUGAUGUACACAGCUGCAUCAGCAGGUGACUUGUGUUUUGUUCAACAGCUUGUUGAAAUGAACCCUUUGUUGGUGUUUGGAGGCGGAGAGUACACUGUUACUGAUACUUUUUAUGCUGCUUCUAAAGGAAAGAACUGUGAGGUUUUCAAGUUGGUGUUUGAUUUUGCAUUGUCUCCGAGGUUUGUUACUGGAAAAGGUAGGGUUAUUCUUCCUUCUGUUUACAAGUGGGAGAUGAGUAAUAGAGCGGUUCACACCGCUUCUCGGGGCGGCAAUGCAGAGGUUUUGGAGAUGUUUCUCGCAAAUUGUUGCGAUGUUUUAGCGUAUAGAGAUGCUCAAGGUUCUACUGUCUUGCAUUCUGCUGCAGCUACAGGCCAGCUUGAGGUAGUAAAAUAUCUCACAUCAUCGUUUGACAUAAUCAACUCCACAGAUGAUCACGGAGACACUGCUUUGCAUGUGGCUGCUUACAGAGGCCACUUAGCUGUAGUUGAAACUCUAAUUUCCGCAUCUUCAUCACUAAUCUCUAUAAGAAACCACGCCGGAGAAACUUUUCUCCAUAAGGCUGUGUCUGGAUUCCAGUCUCCUGCAUUCCGAAGAUUGGACCGACAGGUCGAGCUUUUGAGAAAGUUACUGAGUGGUGAUAAGAAAUUUCACAUGGAAGAAAUCAUCAACGCGAAGAAUACUGAUGGAGAAACCGCUCUUCAAGUUGCGACAACGGGGAACACGAAAAUUCCAACUGAUCUUAUUAAACUCCUGAAGACUGCUCCAAUGAUAAAGCCGCUACAAGGAUUAGGAUAUAAUUCGAGAAAAGCCACGACGGCAUCAUCAUCACAAAUGAAAAAUGAUAGGAUUUGCAUCAGUCCUGGAACAUCGUUUAGAAUGUCGGACGCUAAAAUGUUAGUGCUUGCAGGCAUCGAGAAGAAUGCGUCCGAUGCUAGUAGUAAUACUGAUCAAGGAAGUGAGAGAAUGAGCUCAACUACAUCUGACUCGGCAGCUGAGAAUAGACCUUCAAGGGGAACAAAUCAGUGA